CACACGCGAAAAAUAGUGUUAGCUUGCUAAAAUGUCGAUCGGAAAGAUUGCGGAAUUCAAAGUGCAUAAUGACGAUUGGAGAUUAUACGUGGAACGCUUAGAACAAUAUUUCUUAGUGAACAAAAUACCGGAUAACUUACAAGUACCGACAUUGAUAACGGUGAUGGGAGCUGAAUCCUACGAACUUUUAGUUAAUUUGUGUACGCCGGAGAAGCCUAAAAGCAAAACAUUCACGCAGAUCACGGAAAUUAUGGAAAAACACCUACAACCCAAACCUAGUGAAUUGGCCGAACGUUAUAAAUUUCGACACAGAAAACAAAAAGAGGGUGAAUCUAUAUCGGAAUACACCGCGGUUUUGAAAAAAAUGUCUAAGACCUGCGAAUUCGGUUCCUCACUCGAAGAAAGUUUAAGAGAUCAGUUAGUUUGUGGCAUAACUAAUGAAAAUAUACGACAGCGGUUAUUUGCCGAAAGUAAGCUGGACUUCGGCAAGGCGUAUAAGUUAGCAGUUAGUAUGGAGGCGGCAGAGAAAGACGCGGCAGAGGUGGUUGGACAUGGAGGGUCGGCCAGCGAGACGGCGGCGGCAGCAUCAGUGACGUGUCAAGCGAUGUUGACAACGGGGGCAUCACGGCGGAGUGGCGCAGCGCCGGCUACACGCGGUGCGCGUGACGUCAGCGGAGUGGCGCGGGAGGCCGCUGCGCAGACUGCGAGGCGGCGAGCGCCGCGCGCAUCGGCAGCGCCCGCGCCCGCUCGGCUGGGUGAGCGUGCGCAGCAGCAGUGUCACGUGUGCGGUGCGAGUCACGACGCAGCCACGUGCAAGUUUGUGCGUUACGUGUGUAGGGUGUGUAAUCGACCAGGACAUCUGCGACGCGUGUGCCCGAAUUUAACAGGACACUUCAACCCCGGAGUUUCGCCCUCGUGCUUUGGAAAGGACGUAAAGCCGUUGGUAGUGCGCCUGACCUCUCUCGAUCGUGUCGGUCUGCCGUCCCGUCGGGUACAGAAAGUGGGAGAACAGAGUGCACCUGUUUGCGCACACCCUUGUGCACUAUAA
This is a messenger RNA of Spodoptera litura, 1048 nucleotides long. NCBI's taxonomy places the organism in Eukaryota, Metazoa, Arthropoda, Insecta, Lepidoptera, Noctuidae. The record is from RefSeq and is a predicted model, not a curated record.